AGCUAUGUCCCUCUUCCCGUCGUCAGAGAGAGACCAGCUGGGGCCAAGCGAGAGGACGAUGAGGAAAAACUACACUAACUAGAAACCAUCGAGAUGGAUUCAAACACGUUUCUGUGUGCUAAGAGGAUGUUUAUCCAGUGAUGGGUGUCUGACUGAAUUGUCCAACAACAAACCAGAGUCUCGGAGAGAAGACUCAUCGUCUGGUGAUGCCAUCGAUGGAGGUGAUCUCUUACCACACAGCUUUUGACGCUGAAUUUGGCACUAACGUUAUAAUAUCCACUUCAAAUAAUUUAUUCCAGUGAGAUAUUCAUAAUAUAUUUAAGAUAUGAUUUGGGUGUUGUUAACAAACGUUUCUAUAAGCGUCUCUUUGUAGUUUACAUUUCAGCUAGCUAUAAAACAUAGCUAAGUUAGCUUGGUUGUUGUUCUGGACAUGUCUGAGCUAAUAUUUAGUAAUUCACUUCAUUAUCGACAGUUUAUCAGACGUGAAGUGCUCGACUACUGAAAACAGAAAAUAACAUCGACGUCCUUGCUUUGUUGUGAUUUAUUGUGGGACUGUCACCUUGCUUACAUUAGCCAUCGUUGGCUAACUAUUAGGUAACUAUUAGCUAGCUAACCUCUGACUACAUUAACGUUAUUUAUGCCUGGCUAUAACAACCAUCUGGCAUUUAGUAGCUACACAGCUAGUCACUUCUUUGCCCUGUUACUGGCUUCGUGUUGUUCACAAGAUGCAUCAACAGGACUUUUCAAUAGAUUCCUCUGGGUCUAGGAAGAUGUCUUUCCACAAUAGAAGAGGCAGUAACACCACCGGUAGUGGCGGUGCAUCUGGGUCUGCUGCAGGUAGCAGUAAUGUAAUUCCCACUGAUGAUUAUCAGUCAACUAGCCAGGCUGGGUCCUCCUCCCCUGAGCCGCACCACCACCCCCUGAGCCUUAACCUCCCCCAGUCCGGGUCUCAGGUGAAAAAAAAGAGUGGCUUCCAGAUAACUAGCGUGACCCCGGCCCAGGUCUCUGUUAGCACCAACAACAGCAUAGCGGACGACACAGAGAGUUAUGAUGACAUGGAUGAAUCCCACACAGAGGACCUGUCCUCUUCUGAAAUGCAGGAAGUGUCCGUACCUCGGGACACCGGCGUCCCUGAGAGGAGCUCCUCGGACGAGACCCUGAACAGCCCCCAUGGGGUGGAGACCCCAGGCGCAGUGUCCCCUAACGAACCCCUGAAUCCUCACUCCCUACCCCAGGACCCUCUGUGCGAACCCCUGCAGCCUCAGGGCCCUCCACACCCUGGUAACAUGGUGAAUGGGACUGUGCAUCAUCUGCAAGAGAAUGUGGUGCCAGCAGCCUUUACUGUCUCAGUGGCAGGGGGGAGUUCCUCUGAAAUGGCUGGGCCCAACCAGACCCAGAUGGGGCAUGGUAUGGUGGAGAAUACCACUGCCCAGUUCUCUGUUACCAUCACUGCUGCGCCAGGCAUGGAUGUGUCAUCCAUAGUCAGUGAUAGUGGUGCCCCUCCCUCUGCGGGCCCAAUAAUCUUUGACAGUAGUGGAGGCCGGCAAGUGACAUCCAGUGGAGUAGGGGCUCUCCCUGGAGUCACAGGGCCCACCAAUAGCACUCAGAUUGGGAUGUCAGUAGCAGUGGCACAGCCUGUGACCUCCAGCACCCAGACACAACAGACUCAGACCCAAGCCACUCCGGGGUCUCGCUUCAGAGUGGUGAAGCUGGACUCUAACUCAGAGCCGUUCCGCAAGGGAAGAUGGAUGUGUACAGAGUACUAUGAGAAGGAGGUUCUACCUGCUGCGCCCACUUCUGACCCAGCCCCUGCACCCAGCGCUGGCGGCCCAGAGAGCCAAGCAGGGAAUGGAACUGUGGUGGCCAGUGUUGUCCAAUACGGAGGCAUAGAGAUGGGAGCAGUGGCACCCCAGACCUCGCAGCCAUACCAGCACCAGGACUACACCAGUCCUGAGACUGUCCAGAAUUCUCUGCAAGCCCACAUGGUCCCUCAGGACCCUAACCCUCUCCUGUUGCAGCAGACCAGCAUGGUCCCCCAUGGUACUCUACCAGCAGCCCCCAGGUGA
Molecule: messenger RNA, 2066 nt
Organism: Oncorhynchus tshawytscha (Chinook salmon)
Lineage: Eukaryota; Metazoa; Chordata; Actinopteri; Salmoniformes; Salmonidae
Product: TSC22 domain family protein 1-like
Exons: 1
Coding region: 726-2066 (446 amino acids)
Source: RefSeq, a predicted model, not a curated record